Messenger RNA from Melampsora larici-populina 98AG31, 822 nucleotides. RefSeq lists its product as uncharacterized. Bases 1 to 822 code for a protein of 273 amino acids. The transcript has 4 exons. The record is from RefSeq and is a predicted model, not a curated record. Lineage: Eukaryota; Fungi; Basidiomycota; Pucciniomycetes; Pucciniales; Melampsoraceae.
AUGGGGGCGUUCAAAAUUUCCUCCACGAUUGGGACCCAAUCUCAGCCAUCAACCGGUCGCCCAUACGAGGUUUGCUCGCUCGUUCAUUCACCCACCGCUUCUGGCCAGGCCAAACAAAAGAUGACAAUUUUCAUCUGGGAAUCAUUCGACAUCGGAACCCCCAAAUUUCCUCAAAAGGCCAGCUUCAUGGACGAUCAAAGGCCCUCCCAGCAAACCAAUUUCCCUCUUAUCCAUCUCAAAAUAAACACUCUCACACGCACCAUGGGCAACACAAAGAAAUCUACUGUGACAGCCCCGUCUUAUCAAAUCAGGCGAAUCGACAACCUGAUUCGAACGUCACCUCGCCCUGUUCGCACUCGCUACCAAGCUCUCAUGGGCCAAGCUAUGGGUAGAGCCCCAUUGUCAAACCCUGCGUUCACCCCGCUCUUCACCAGUGGUUCAACCUUGUCCCCACCUCUCGAGGCUCCCCAUAUCCCUAGAGAUUCAACAUUUAUCCCGCCGCCUGGAAUCCCAUUCCACCCUUUUGCUAAUAGAACCCCGUUGACAAGCGAAUGUGCCAAGUUUUGUCCACCCAGCCUGACCGCUACCUGCUCACAAUCAUCUGUCACGUCGAAUCCCCACAUAAAUCCCUUCAUCUUCGAAGCUUCGAAACACACCUCAGCGUCUUCUUCAACCGCCUGUACCCCUAUGACAACUGCCGCCGACUUGAUCAACCGUGGUUCUCCCCAUAAACGGCCUGCGCCCAUCGAUACUACUGAAGAUACUGCUGAAGACAAUGACGAUGAUGUGACAUUUUUGAUGACCGAUUUGCGGCAGCUGUAG